AUGGUGGGAGGUCUCAAAGCCAUGGGAGAUGUCACCACCAUGGGAGGUGCCACUGUGGGAGGUGACACCACCACGGGAGGUGGCACCAUCAUGGGAGGUGGCAUCAUUGUGGGAGGUGUCACUGUCAUGGAGGGUGUCACCAUCAUGGGAGAUGCCACCACCAUGGGAGGUGCCACUGUGGGAGGUGACACCACCAUGGGAGGUGCCACUGUGGGAGGUGGCACCACCAUGGGAGGUGCCACUGUGGGAGGUGACACCACCAUGGGAGGUGGCACCAUCGUGGGAGGUGGCAUCAUUGUGGGAGGUGUCACUGUCAUGGAGGGUGUCACCAUCAUGGGAGGUGGCACCACCAUGGGAGGUGUCACCACCAUGGGAGGUGUCACUGUCAUGGAGGGUGUCACCAUCACGGGAGGUGACACCGCCACGGGAGGUGGCACCAUCAUGGAGGGUGUCACUGUCAUGGGGGGUGUCAAAGUCAUGGGGGGUGGCACCAUUGUGGGAAGUGCCACCACCAUGGGAGGUGCCAAAGCCCUGGGAGAUGCCACCACCAUGGGAGGUGCCACUAUCAUGGCAGAUGUCACCAUCAUGGGAGGUGUCACCAUCAUGGGAGGUGCCACUGUGGGAGGUGACACCAUCAUGGGAGGUCUCAAAGCCAUGGGAGAUGUCACCACCAUGGGAGAUGUCACCAUCGUGGGAGGUGUCACCAUCGUGGGAGGUGCCACGGUUGGACAUGUCACUGUGGGAGGUGCCAAAGCCGUGGGAGGUGUCACCACAGGAGAUAUCACCACCAUGGGAGAUGUCACUGUUGGAGAUGCCACCUCUGUCGGCAAUGUCCUUGUUGGAGAUGCCACCAUGGGAGAUGCCACCUCUGUCAGAGAUGUCCCUGUUGGAGAUGUCCCUGUUGGAGAAGCCACCAUCAUGGCAGACGUCAUUAUGGGAGAUGCCACCACUGUGGGAGAUGUCCCUGUUGGAGAUGUCACCAUUGGAGAUGUCCCUGUUGGAGAAGCCACCAUGGGAGGUGCCACCUCUGUCAGAGAUGUCCCUGUUGGAGGUGUCCUUGUUGGAGAUGCCACCAUGGGAGAUGCCACCACUGUGGGGGGUGACACCACCACAAGAAAUGUCACUGUGGCCGAUGUCACCGUGGGAGACGCCAUUCUGGGAGGUGGCACCAGCGUGGGAGAUGUCACCGUUGGAGAUGCCACCAUGGGAGGUGCCACCACUGUGGGAGAUGUCCAUGUGGGAAUUGUCACCAUUGGAGAUGUCACCUUUGGGGAUGCCACCACCCUGGGAGGUGCCACCACGGGGGGUCAUGACGUGAGAGGUGCCACCACCGUGGCACACGUCAUUGUGGCUGAUGUCACCCUGGGAGAUGCCACCGCUGGAGAUGCCGCCAUGGGAGGUGUCACUUUUGGAGGUGCCACCAUGGGAGGUGGUGGCACAGGAGGUGCCACCAUGAGAGGAGCCCCCACCGUGGGAAGUGUCACCAUGAGAAUUGUCACCGUGGGAGAUGUCACCUUUGCAGGUGCCACCGUGAGAAAUGCCACCAUUGUAGAUGCCACGGUGGAAGAUGCCACCACUGUUGGAGACGUCACCAUUGCAGGUGCCACCACCAUGGGAGCCGAUGCUGUGGGAGAUGCCACCACCAUGGGAAAUGUCCCUGUGUGA
This is a messenger RNA of Passer domesticus (house sparrow), 1665 nucleotides long. RefSeq lists its product as uncharacterized. The record is from RefSeq and is a predicted model, not a curated record. NCBI's taxonomy places the organism in Eukaryota, Metazoa, Chordata, Aves, Passeriformes, Passeridae. The transcript has a single exon. The coding region runs from base 1 to 1665 and encodes 554 amino acids.